AUGGGUUUUUCCGGAAAAUUGUGGAUUGGGGAUGACAAAGAGGAAGCUGGAGAUGAGAAUGAGCAGCCACCGGUUCAUCUCGUUGAUCUUCUACAAAGAGAAAUAUCCGAUUUUCAACAUGAUCAAUGUUCUCGUUUUUCUAAUAUAUGGAAAAGCAACUGGAGAAGGUACCAUCAAGAUUUAACUGAUUAUCUUGAAUCAUUCCGUUUAGCUAAUAAACUCAAGGAAUCAUUCCGUUCAGUUACUGAACUUAAAGCUAGGGGGAUCCACUUCAAGCCAAGCAAAUCCGUUUCUCUUCGAGAUGUUGAUUUCAAAUCACACUACGUAUAUGGAAUGCUUACACUUCCUCCUACUUACCUUUAUUAUCAAUCACAAAUAUUCUAUACAAACUUGAUAGCCUUUGAAUUGUUUUCUGCUCCUUAUAAUGAUUUAGCAGUUACGACUUACAUCAGCUUCCUGAAUUCACUCAUUGACAAUGCUGAAUAUGUGAAAGAACUGAGGUCAAAGCGUAUUCUCAUUGACGAUCUAGGCAGUGAUGAGGAGGUGCUUAAAAUGUUUAAGGAGAUUGCCACAUACUCGACAGAGAAUACAGAGAUUUACCAAGUGGUUAGAGAUGGCAUUGAAAAGCACUACGAAAGCAAGAUGAAGACCUGGAUGGCUGAAAUCAUUCACAAAUAUUUUACCAAUCCAUGGGCUGCUAUCGGUUUAAUCAUUGCAACCUCUAUCAUUGUGUAA
This is a messenger RNA of Quercus lobata, 735 nucleotides long. RefSeq lists its product as uncharacterized. The coding region runs from base 1 to 735 and encodes 244 amino acids. Lineage: Eukaryota; Viridiplantae; Streptophyta; Magnoliopsida; Fagales; Fagaceae. The record is from RefSeq and is a predicted model, not a curated record. The transcript has a single exon.